Tilletiaria anomala UBC 951 is the source of this 1227-nucleotide messenger RNA. RefSeq lists its product as uncharacterized. The record is from RefSeq and is a predicted model, not a curated record. Lineage: Eukaryota; Fungi; Basidiomycota; Exobasidiomycetes; Georgefischeriales; Tilletiariaceae. The transcript has 4 exons. The coding region runs from base 1 to 1227 and encodes 408 amino acids.
AUGCAACCUGCUGCAGCGGCCUCCUCGCCAUCCAAGAAGCGUGACGCUUACACGCUAUACAAACCGACAGACAAGGUCAAGCUGAAGAAGGUCAGCCAGACGCCUUUGAACGCCGACAAGCGAGACUUCACCAUUCCUGGCUCGAAUGGUGCAAGCGUCUUGACGUUUUGGUCGAAGGAAACGCCAGCGGACACCGACAGCGUUCUCAUCACGAUCCAUGGGAAAGAUCGCAACGCGGCGGACUACUACAACACCUUCCAUACCAUCUAUCAGGAGAACAAGGGCAAAGGAAGCGCGACCGACAACAUGGCGAUCGUUGCGCCUCUGUUCUUUUCGACCAUCAAUGAUGCGGGUGUCUACUCGGACACGGAGCUGGGGUAUGGAGACUCUAAUGAAUGGGAGGCAGGGGACGCCAGCACGCAUCCGGUUGGGGCACAGGUUAGCACUUUUGCUGUGCUUGAUGCACUAGUCAACCACUUUACGGAUGCAUCUCAGUAUCCUAAAAUGAAGUACAUAACCGUUGUGGGACAUGGUGGUGGGGGCCAAAUGGUCGCACGCUACGCAGCUCUAGGCGAAGAGAAUCCUGCUGCAGAUAGGAUCAAUCUGCGCUACGUUGUUGGCGAUCCAUCCACUGGUCUAGCUUUUACAGACGACCGACCCACAAAAGUCGAUCAACUUACAUGCCCAACUUGGAACACAUAUCGAUACGCAUUAAAUGCGUACACACCAGGCGCAAGCUACCCUCUUCCCUUGAACGGGGACCCUGCUGCACUGUUCAAGCGCUUUAUCGCUCGCGAUGUCCGCUAUGUGAUCGGAGCUGACGAUGACAAUGAUAGAAAAGGAGACCAAUCCUGCAUGGCUCAAGCGUGGGGCGGUGGCGAACGACAACGACGUAACCAGGCGUAUUACAAGUACAUCUGGCUCCUUGCUGGAGGCGAUCCUGGCCAAGUCUCGGCCUUCUUCGGCAGCUUUCCUGCGCUCGGCACGGCGCCCGACAAGAGUGUUCCGCAGAGCACGCCCGACAAGGUCUCUGCGUUCAGAGGCUGGCCUUUAACCCACAAAAUUACUUUUGUGUCCGGCGCGAAACACAACGCCGAAGCGGUGUAUUCGUCGGAGAACGGCAGCCAAUUUCUUUUUGGUGAUCGUGCGUCGCUCGUCAAUGGUCAACCCAGUUCAAGCAAAUGGAAAGUGGACGCCGUAAAGCUGGACAGGUUGAAAUUAACUUGA